This is a messenger RNA of Neoarthrinium moseri, 1185 nucleotides long. RefSeq lists its product as uncharacterized. The transcript has 2 exons. The record is from RefSeq and is a predicted model, not a curated record. Bases 1 to 1185 code for a protein of 394 amino acids. Gene Ontology annotation, molecular function: heat shock protein binding. Lineage: Eukaryota; Fungi; Ascomycota; Sordariomycetes; Amphisphaeriales; Apiosporaceae. Gene Ontology annotation, cellular component: nucleus; cytoplasm.
AUGUGCACUACUACCCCGCGGAUGCAUAACUACUUAAGCACACCGACACUUAUCGAUAAGCCAAUUGCCUGCAUAAUCCUGUCCCUGCUACUUACCGUCACUGCCAGGGCCAGGGUCUAUCCCAUCUAUCUGAACGCGUCUGACGCGCAGCCAACCGAUCACGAAAUACGAACUCGCUCACACCACCCGAGCUCCUCAAGAAACAUCAUCAAGUCGCAACCCAAUUUCCAACCCGGCGACUACUUCUUCCGGUCUCACACGGCACUGAGCAACACCAAUAUGUCUGAUUCCGAGUCGGAGGAUAUCCUCCAGGGCGACCAAGCCAACAUUGAUCCCUACGAGGUUCUCGAGGUCGACCGCGAAGCCAGCGCAGACAAGAUCAAGUCGGCGUAUCGCAAGCAAGCCCUGCGAACCCACCCAGACAAGGUCCAGGGCUCCGAGUCCGAGAAGCAGGCCGCCAAGGAAAAGUUCCAGCAGGUCGCACUUGCCUACGCCGUCCUCUCCGAUCCCGUACGUCGAAAGCGAUACGAUGCGACGGGUGAAACUUCAGAGUCACUUGGCGGAUCCGACUUUGCCUGGAGCGACUUCUACCAAGAACAAUUCCGCGAUGCCAUUUCCGAAGAUGCGAUCAAGAAGUUCGCCGACGAGUACAAGAACUCGGACGAGGAGAAGGACGACCUGCUAGUUGCGUACGAGAAACACGAGGGCAACAUGGAUGGCAUCUACGAGGAGGUUAUGUUGAGUAACGUCCUGGAGGACGACGAGCGUUUCCGCGCGAUCAUCGACGAAGCAAUUGCCAACAAGGACGUCGAGGCUUACAAGACAUACACCAAGGAGUCCAAGAAGUCCAAGAAUGCACGCAUCAAGGCCGCUCAGGGCGAGGCGACAGAGGCUGAGGACUAUGCCAAGGAACUCGGUGUCCACGACAAGCUUUUCGGCAACAAGGGGAAGCAGGGCAAGAAGGGCAAGAAGGAUCCCGAGGCUGAUCUGGCGGCGCUCAUUCAACGCAACCAGAAGUCACGCAGCGGCUUUCUGGACAACCUGGCGGCAAAAUACGGCGGUGCAGAUUUUGAAGAGCCAUCGGAGGAGGCCUUCCAGGCUGCGGCUCAGAAGCUGAAGAGGAAAGCACCGGCAGAGAGCUCCAAGUCUGGGAAGGGCGGUCGGGCCAAGAAGGCAAAGUCCUGA